Molecule: messenger RNA, 1746 nt
Organism: Paramecium tetraurelia
Lineage: Eukaryota; Ciliophora; Oligohymenophorea; Peniculida; Parameciidae
Exons: 4
Source: RefSeq, a predicted model, not a curated record
AUGACAUAAACCAUCAAUACUGAUUUGCUAUUGAGGAUAAGCACUUUAAAUUAAGAGUUUAAGUUGCUAGACACAAAAACUAAUUUCUUUAUUGAGUAAAUCCAAAAUGCGUUGUCAAUCUAAAAAGAAGAGAAUGAAAGUAGUCGAUAUAUCUGUGAUCAGAAUACGAAAAGUGUUAGUGAAUUGAAGGAGCAUUUGGAUCAAUAGGUAGGGAAUCUGUAUAAGAAAUAUGAGGAAUAAGUUAAUGAUAAAAUCAUCGAAUUUGAACGCAUUUAAAAAUAAAAAGAAAUUUCAGAAUAAAAUAGAAUAAUAGAAUUAGAACAAAGAUUCAGCCAAUAUGAUGAAAUAAUUAAAGAAUUAGACAAAAAGUGGGAAUCAAAAUCUAAUGAUCGUUAUAUCGCAAGUAUAAUUCAAAAGAACUUGUUAACCAACCAGAAUAUAGGGUAGUUUAUAGUUGACAAAGUAUUGAAAUCGACCGAGGAGACUGUUCAAAACAAAAUGAUUGAAUAUUCAAAGUUAAUAGAUGAAAGAAUAACAAAUCAAUUUCAUUCAAUUUAAAACUUUCAAACUCAAAUCAGAAAAUACGAAUCAAAGUAUGAAGAGUUUCAAAACCAUCUCAACAUCCAAAAAGAGUUUUAGGUGGAGUGCCAAAAGCAACAACAAAAAAAACUCUAAGCUUUAUAAAAUCAAAAUACAUUAUUCAAGGAAGUGCUGUAACAAUAGGUUCAUAGUAUAAAGGAUUAGUAAGAACUCCUCAAAACCACUAUUAAUGAUUUACGAGAAUAAAUGGUCAAUUAAUUUCAAGAUGUUUCGUACUAAAAGAACUGCAAUAAUGAAUAAGUAAUGCAAAUUUUGGCAUAAGAUCAAAAUACACUUAAGGAACUGGAAAGAAAAUAAGAAUAGAUCAUCAAAAAUGAAAAUUAAAUUAAGUAAAAAUUGGAAUAGAUGGAAUUCGAUUACUGUCAAUAACAUUAAGGAGCCUUAAAUUAAAUUGUUACAAUCGACUGUGAAAUGAAAAACAUUAGAUCAACAGUUAAUGGGAUACAUAAAACUAUAAAUACUAUGUCAUUGAAUCCUUAACAGAUACAAGAAGCUAAACAAAUUGAAAAGCCUCAAGAAAAGUUUAGACCGUUGCUAAUUAGUAAAAAGAUUGAAAAGCAAUUCUGUUUGAAAGAUUAGAUCGGAUAAAUAGAAACUCUAUUUCGACACGUUUAAUUACUCUUCGACCACAUUUGUAAAACUUAUCGAAAUGAACAAAAAUUGGAAUCUCAGAAAUAGAAAUAAAAAGCAGAAUUAACAAGAAACAAUUCGAAUGAACAAAAAAACCUUUCUGAUAACAUAAACAAUCAGUAAUAUGUGAAAUAAUAUUUUUAAUAUGAAAAACAACAAGAAUAAAUAAAGCCUGACUAAAAAGUUGAUAAACUUUAAUAUACAAUGCAAAAUCCUUAAAAUUAAUUAAAAAUUAAUAUUUAACCCUCAUUACAGAAUAAUGAAGAUGUUUUUGGAGACACUAGGAUAUAUUUGAACUCUUCCCAGAGACCUCUUCAUAUUUAAGGAAAAUUUAGGCCUCAAGCUGAAAUGCAAUAUUUAUCUGCCAAGGUGAAAUAAAUCUCAAGUUUGUUCUGCGAUUCAGACUUCAGACAAUCAUUAGUUGAAAAUAACCUAAGUUUUAGACCUGAAUCAGGGAAAAACAGAUUACCAAGGAUUACUUCAAAAAGCUUUCAUUUUUCAAAUGAUGAUGAAUGA